This is a messenger RNA of Ectocarpus siliculosus, 318 nucleotides long. The record is from the annotation of a GenBank genome assembly. NCBI's taxonomy places the organism in Eukaryota, Phaeophyceae, Ectocarpales, Ectocarpaceae.
AUGCGGGUGCAGGAGGCACCUGCUGCGGCGCUGCCGGAAACCCGCGCCGCCGACAACCCGCAGAUACGGAUAAUGAGUUAGAAGUUCUUUAGACAGCAUUGUUUCGAGAGGACACGGAUGCAUAUCGUUUCGAGAGGUCUUAUGCAUCGGAACUGUAGAAUGACGUAGUUCUUGAGAGGACAUGUUGGAAGUGCUUGUAGUACAAGAACGGCUCUAUUCUACUGCAUGGGUUUAUGCGGUAUUGUGAAGGCGUCGCCAAGUCUGUAACCGUCAGGUGAAGACAGCUUGGGCGUCGGUGUGAAGAUAAUACAAUCACUC